Messenger RNA from Paramormyrops kingsleyae, 2923 nucleotides. RefSeq names its product glycerophosphodiester phosphodiesterase 1 (gene gde1). NCBI's taxonomy places the organism in Eukaryota, Metazoa, Chordata, Actinopteri, Osteoglossiformes, Mormyridae. Gene Ontology annotation, molecular function: glycerophosphodiester phosphodiesterase activity. The record is from RefSeq and is a predicted model, not a curated record. Gene Ontology annotation, cellular component: plasma membrane. Gene Ontology annotation, biological process: N-acylethanolamine metabolic process; phospholipid metabolic process; ethanolamine metabolic process.
UUAGGGGAACACUACAUUGUCAUCACAAUAUAACCAAGUUCCCCAACAUGUUUAAGUUCCAUAUUUAUGCACAAUCAGACCACUUGAUAAACUCUACCUCUGUGAAUUGCUCACCCACCAAAUUACCAGCACCAUUGUGUGUGUGUGUGUGUGUGUGUGUGUAUGUAUAUAUACACAAGCGGAUCAAGAGUCACGUGCAGUUUGGAUGAAUCAGACGGAUAAAUUAAGCAAUGGCCUUUUAACGCAAUGCCCUCGCCUUUCCACCAACCGUGCCAGCGCCAUAAGUAAAUGUAUAAGUAAAUGUAGCUCCAGCAUGCUUGUACCUGAUGGUGCGUUCGUUUAUGUCUCGGAACUCGGAAAUUAUCUAAAAGACAUAGCUCACUUGAAGCAAAUUUAUUAAAUUUUAAUGUUUAAUGUCCUAGGUGAGGGACAGCACGUCCGACAAUCUCCACUCUCCAGUUCGAGCUCACGUCUCGGAACAAACAUGGCUGCCUUCAGGAACACGCUGCUGUGUGUGACGUGACGUUUUCAUCCGAGUUCCGACUGAGAAAGAAAUAAUCGAACGCAGGAUAAUAACAUACCAGUACGGGGGCACACAGCGCACAGUUUGACAGCCAACGAGAGGCGUCGGAUGAGCUUGUGCGAUCAAUCACACUGUUCAUGAACAGUGAGGUUUAAGGUUAGCUAUGCAGUUGUUGGUGAAACAGCGGAGGAAGUGAAAAAUGCUGCAGAUCGGGGACGGAGCGGAGAUCCUGUCGGUGCUGUUCGCGCUGGCCCUCGCCGGGACCCGCAACGCGGUCCUGUCCGCCGUGCUCAUUGCCGCUCUCUACGCUUUGCUGGUCCUCUCUCGUUUCCCGCAAGUGCCGGCGAGCCGGAGCGAGCAAGUCCUGAGGGGCCGGAAGAAGGUGCUGAGCGGCGGCAUCUCUGUGAUCGCACACCGUGGUGGCGGACACGACGCGCCUGAGAACACCAUCGCAGCGAUCCGGGAGGCCAGUGCGAACGGGGCUACGGGCGUCGAGCUGGACCUGGAGUUCACUGCUGAUGGUAUCCCAGUGCUGAUGCACGAUGAGACCGUGGACCGGACCACGAAUGGGUCUGGGCUUCUGAAGCAACUCCGCUUCGCUGAUCUCAGUAAAUUGGACGCUGCGGCCAGACACCGGCUCAGAGAGAAGUUCCACGGAGAGAAAAUCCCCACCCUGCAGGAGGCCGUGGAGGAGUGCAUCUCACUCCAGCUGACCAUCUACUUUGAUGUCAAAGGUCACCCCGAUGAGGCAGCCGCUGUUUUGAAGGGGCUUUACAAAACGCACCCGGUUCUCUACAACACCAGCAUCGUCUGUUCCUUUGAGUCCACUGUGAUCUACAAGAUGCGGCAGGCUGACCCCGAGGUGGUGACGGCGCUGACUCACCGGCCAUGGAGCAUCAGCAGGCUGGGCGAUGGCACGCCCCGCUCCUCCUCGCCGUGGAAACACCACUGGAGCCAGGCUCUGGACGUGCUACAGGACUGGGCCAUCCAUCACCUUCUCUGGCGUGUGUGCGGCGUGUCGGCCAUCUUGGUGCAGAAGAGCUUCAUCUCCCCGGACUAUGUACAGUUCUGGGCGAAACGGGGUGUGGAGGUGGUUGGUUGGACCAUCAACACGGCCGUGGAGAAGCAGUACUACCAGGAUCUGCUGAAGAUCAAUUAUAUCACGGACAGCCUGAAGGAGGACUGUGAACCUCACUACUGAGCUCGCCGCAGCGGGCUGCGUGUGGACGCGGCAGGACACACACACACACACACACACACACACACUGAGGAAAAAACAUGACACGCACAAUUUGAGGCUCUGCCGUCGAACAUGCCUGUAAACAUAUUGGCUUACUUCUAACACAUUGAUUAAAACCCAUUUCAGUUUAAGGAAACGUGAUCCUUGAAGGGAUCUGCCUGACAAACAUGCCCAGAUGUGCUGCAAAGCUACGGCUCUGCUUUCGCUCGCUUGUCCCUUCAUUCUUCCUGAAUAGACCCCUUUCCAGUCAGCGCUGCGGUGCUGUACUGUGCUUACAGUAGCAGUCUGUCGAGGUUUAAGUGCUUCCAGCCCUUAAAAAUGUUUCUUAUGGAGCAAACCGGGAGAUUAGCGUUUGUCUACAAGAUGUUUGCAAGCAUCUUACUGUGUGAUGUGGUUUGAAACUAGGGAAAUUACUGUCAGAUCCUUUUGAAUAUUAAUCGUUGCUUUUAUAUAGAUGGGUUAUGUCUUGUCAGAGAGCCUAUUCUGUCUGGAAAGAGGAAAUGAAAUUCAGGAUGAGUCAAGACACUACAUGCUUAGACUAAAUAUGACAUUUCAUGCAGCUAACUUUCACUUGUUGAUUACAUUGUAAAUUCGGGGGAAAAAAAUCUUAAGUUGAGACCUUCGUACCUUUUCCAAAUAGGACCAUUUGUGGCAGUAUGAAACUUAACAGCCAGACUUUGCUAGAUCGUAUCAGUCAAUCAUUGUGUUGGUCACCUCCAGGGCCAUGGGCAGGGUCUGAAAAACAGUGAGGACCGGGAUCGGGCCAUGGGGGGCGGGUUUUGUCAAUCACAUUAUUGAUACUGUCCCUUUCUGUUAUGUGAAAUCAUAGUUAGCCCAAUUUUUUAUUCAGGUGAAUAGCUUCCAAUUUUAUUUUUAGCUCUUAACUUUAGCUCUUAAGGUCCGGAGCUGGGUGACCUCAUAGCUGGUUACGGCCCUGGUCACCUCAACGGACAAAAACAAAACAAAUGGCAGAGUGCAUUGUGGAUGUGAUUAAGGUCGGGACACACUUAAACCUGCUCAUGAUUUCAAUCCUUGCAUAAUUUCAGGUUUGGUGCAUAUGGCAAAAAGGAAAAUAAAAUAUUUGAAUUGUAUUCUAAACAAAAGCAACUGUGCUUUGGCAUGGUAUGUGUUAUAAUAAACCAUAAUUUAUCCAUUUUAAA